CCACCGACCCUCCCGCGGUCCCUCUCCUCCAGCCCCGCGCGUUCUCCGAGGCGGUGCCUCGCUUAUGUCUGGGCGCUGAGCCGCUGUCCGAGUGUCCGGCGACAUGAGCUGCAACGGCGGCUCCCACCCGCGGAUCAACACGCUGGGCCGCAUGACCCGCGCCGAGUCCGGCCCCGACCUGCGCUACGAGAUGACCUGCGGCGGCGGGGGCGGCGGGGGCGGCGGGGGCGGCGGUGCCAGUAGGAUGUACUACUCCCGGCGCUGCGCGGUCAACGACCAGAAUUCGGACGGCUACUGUCAAACCGGCACCAUGUCCAGGCAUCAGAACCAGAACACCAUCCAGGAGCUCCUGCAGAACUGCGCGGACUGUCUGAUGCGUGCCGAGCUCAUCGUUCAACCUGAAUUGAAAUAUGGAGAUGGAAUACAACUGGGCCGGAGUAGAGAGCUGGAUGAGUACUUUGCGCAGGCCAACGAUCAGAUGGAAAUCACGGAUAGCCUGAUCCGGGAGAUGCGGCAGAUGGGCCAGCCCUGCGACGCUUAUCAGAAAAGACUGCUUCAGCUCCAGGAGCAAAUGCGAGCCCUUUAUAAGGCCAUCAGCGUCCCUCGAGUCCGAAGGGCCAGUUCCAAGGGAGGUGGAGGAUACACUUGCCAGAGUGGCUCCGGGUGGGAUGAGUUUACCAAGCGCCUUACAGGCGAAUGUCUGGGCUGGAUGAGGCAGCAAAGGGCAGAGAUGGACUUGGUGGCCUGGGGCGUGGACUUGGCCUCUGUGGAACAGCACAUCAACAGCCACAGGAGCAUCCACAAUGCCAUCGGAGACUACCGGUGGCAGCUGGACAAAAUCAAAGCCGACCUGCGUGAAAAAUCUGCAAUAUACCAGUUGGAAGAAGAAUAUGAAAACCUGCUGAAAGCAUCCUUUGAGAGGAUGGAUCACCUGCGCCAGCUGCAGAGCAUCAUUCAGGCCACAUCCCGAGAGAUUAUGUGGAUCAAUGACUGUGAGGAGGAGGAGCUGUUGUAUGACUGGAGCGACAAGAACACAGACAUUGCCCAGAAGCAGGAGGCCUUCUCUAUACGCAUGAGUCAGCUGGAAGUCAAGGAGAAAGAGCUCAAUAAACUUAAGCAAGAAAGUGACCAACUUGUCCUCAAUCAGCAUCCAGCUUCCGACAAAAUUGAGGCGUACAUGGACACUCUCCAGACACAGUGGAGUUGGAUUCUGCAGAUUACCAAGUGCAUUGAUGUCCAUCUCAAAGAAAAUGCUGCCUACUUUCAGUUUUUUGAAGAGGCCCAGUCAACGGAAGCCUACCUGAAGGGUUUGCAGGACUCCAUCAGGAAGAAGUACCCGUGUGACAAAAACAUGCCCCUGCAGCACCUGCUGGAGCAGAUCAAGGAGCUGGAGAGAGAACGGGAGAAAAUUCUUGAAUAUAAGCGACAGGUGCAGAACUUGGUAAACAAGUCCAAGAAGAUUGUGCAGCUGAAACCACGGAACCCGGACUACAGGAGCAAUAAGCCCAUUAUCCUCAGGGCUCUCUGUGACUACAAACAAGACCAGAAAAUCGUGCACAAGGGGGAUGAAUGCAUCCUGAAAGACAACAAAGAACGAAGCAAGUGGUAUGUUACAGGCCCGGGAGGCGUCGACAUGCUGGUACCUUCUGUGGGGCUGAUCAUCCCCCCACCGAACCCACUGGCGGUGGACCUUUCUUGCAAGAUUGAGCAAUACUAUGAAGCCAUCUUGGCUCUGUGGAACCAGCUCUACAUCAACAUGAAGAGCCUGGUGUCCUGGCAUUACUGCAUGAUCGACAUUGAGAAGAUCAGAGCCAUGACCAUUGCCAAGCUGAAAACCAUGAGGCAGGAAGAUUACAUGAAGACCAUCUCCGACCUUGAACUGCAUUACCAAGAGUUCAUCAGAAACAGCCAAGGCUCAGAGAUGUUUGGAGACGAUGACAAGCGGAGGAUGCAGUCUCAGUUCACUGAUGCCCAGAAGCAUUACCAGACCCUGGUCAUUCAGCUCCCUGGCCAUCCUCAGCACCAGACAGUCACCCAAACUGAAAUCACUCAUGUGGGCUCCUGCCAGGAUGUCAACCACAAUAAAGUCAUUGAAACCAACAGAGAAAAUGACAAACAGGAGACAUGGCUGCUGAUGGAGCUCCAGAAGAUCCGCAGGCAGAUGGAGCACUGCGAGGGCAGGAUGACGCUCAAAAACCUCCUGCUCACAGACCAGGCCUCUUCACACCACAUCACGGUGAAAAUCAAUGAGCUCAAGAGUGUCCAGAAUGACUCACAGGCGAUUGCGGAGGUUCUUAAUCAGCUUAAAGACAUGCUUGCUAACUUCCGAGGUUCUGAAAAAUACUGCUAUUUACAGAAUGAGGUUUUUGGACUAUUUCAAAAGUUGGAAAAUAUCAAUGGAGUUACAGAUGGCUACUUAAGUAGCCUGUGCUCCGUGAGAGCUCUUCUCCAGGCUAUUCUCCAAACAGAAGACAUGCUAAAGGUCUACGAAGCAAGGCUGACCGAGGAGGAAACUGUCUGUCUAGACCUGGAUAAGGUGGAAGCUUACCGCUGCGGACUGAAGAAAAUAAAAAAUGACUUGAACUUGAAGAAGUCACUGUUGGCCACCAUGAAGACAGAGCUGCAGAAAGCCCAGCAGAUCCACUCCCAGUCCUCACAGCAGUAUCCACUUUAUGACCUGGAUCUGGGCAAGUUCAACGAGAAAGUCAUACAGCUGACAGAUCGAUGGCAAAAAAUAGAUAAACAGAUAGACUUCAGAUUGUGGGACUUGGAGAAACAAAUUAAACAACUGAGGAAUUAUCGUGACAACUAUCAGAGCUUCUGCAAGUGGCUGUACGAUGCUAAACGCCGCCAGGACUCCCUAGAGUCCAUGAAGUUUGGAGAUUCCAACACUGUCAUGAGGUUUUUGAAUGAGCAGAAGAACCUGCACAGUGAAAUAUCUGGCAAACGAGACAAAUCAGAAGAAGUACACAAAAUUGCUGAACUCUGUGCAAACUCAAUUAAGGAUUAUGAACUCCAGCUGGCAUCAUACACCUCAGGGCUGGAAACUCUACUGAAUAUCCCUAUCAAGAGGACCAUGGUUCAGUCCCCAUCUGGAGUGAUUCUGCAAGAGGCUGCAGAUAUUCAUGCACGGUACAUAGAACUACUUACAAGAUCUGGAGAUUAUUACCGAUUCUUAAGUGAGAUGCUGAAGAGUUUGGAAGAUCUCAAGCUGAAAAACACCAAGAUCGAAGUUUUGGAAGAGGAGCUCAGACUGGCCCGAGAUGCCAACUCUGAAAACUGCAAUAAGAAUAAAUUCCUGGAUCAGAACCUGCAGAAAUACCAGGCAGAGUGUUCCCAGUUCAAAGCGAAGCUUGUGAGCCUGGAGGAGCUGAAGAGACAAGCUGAGCUGGAUGGAAAGUCAGCCAAGCAAAAUCUAGACAAGUGCUACAGCCAAAUCAAAGAACUCAAUGAGAAAAUCACGCGGCUGACCUAUGAGAUCGAAGAUGAAAAGCGAAGGAGAAAGACCGUGGAAGACAGAUUUGACCAACAAAAGAACGACUAUGAUCAGUUGCAGAAAGCGAGGCAGUGUGAAAAGGAGAACCUUGGCUGGCAGAAGCUGGAGUCAGAGAAAGCCAUCAAGGAGAAGGAGUUCGAGAUAGAGAGGUUGAGGGUUCUGCUCCAGGAGGAGGGCGCGCGGAAGAGAGAAUAUGAGAAUGAGCUGGCAAAGGUAAGAAACCACUAUAAUGAGGAGAUGAGUAAUUUAAGGAACAAAUAUGAAACAGAAAUUAAUAUUACGAAGACCACCAUCAAGGAGAUAUCCAUGCAGAAAGAGGAUGAUUCCAAAAAUCUCAGGAACCAGCUGGACAGACUCUCUAGGGAGAACCGAGACCUGAAGGAUGAGAUUGUCAGGCUCAACGACAGCAUCUUGCAGGCCACUGAGCAGCGAAGGCGGGCUGAGGAAAAUGCCCUUCAGCAGAAAGCCUGUGGCUCCGAGAUCAUGCAAAAGAAACAACACUUGGAGAUUGAACUGAAGCAGGUCAUCCAGCAGCGCUCGGAGGACAACGCCAGGCACAAGCAGUCCCUGGAGGAGGCUGCCAAGACAAUUCAGGACAAAAAUAAGGAGAUUGAAAGACUCAAAGCUGAAUUUCAGGAUGAGGCCAAGCGCCGCUGGGAAUAUGAGAAUGAACUGAGUAAGGUAAGGCACAGUUACGAUGAGGAGAUCAUUAGCUUAAAAAACCAGUUUGAGACUGAGAUCAACAUCACCAAGACCACCAUCCAUCAGCUCACCAUGCAGAAGGAAGAGGAUACAAGUGGCUACCGAGCUCAGAUAGACAAUCUGACCAGAGAAAACAGGAGCUUGUCCGAGGAGAUAAAGAGGCUGAAGAACACACUAGCCCAGACCACUGAGAAUCUCAGGAGAGUCGAAGAAAAUGUCCAGCAGCAAAAGGCCACUGGCUCAGAGGUGUCCCAGAGGAAGCAGCAGUUGGAGAUCGAGCUGCGACAGGUCACUCAGAUGCGGACGGAAGAGAGCAUGCGCUACAAGCAAUCCCUCGAUGAUGCUGCCAAGACCAUCCAAGAUAAAAACAAGGAGAUCGAGAGGCUAAAACAACUGGUAGAAAAAGAAAGCAACGAGCGGAAGUGUCUGGAGGAUGAAAAUUCAAAGUUGCAGAGAGUCCAGUAUGAUCUGCAGAAAGCCAACAACAGUGCAACCGAGACCAUAAGCAAACUGAAGGUUCAGGAGCAGGAACUAACGCGCCUGAGAAUCGACUAUGAAAGGGUCUCCCAGGAGAGGACAGUGAAGGAUCAGGACAUCGUGAGGUUCCAGAGCUCCCUGAAAGAUCUGCAGCUUCAGAAGCAGAAGGUGGAAGAGGAGCUAAGUCGGCUGAAGAGGACAGCCUCCGAUGACUCUUCCAAGAGGAAGAAGUUGGAGGAGGAGCUGGAGGGCAUGCGGAGGUCUCUGAAAGAACAAGCCAUCAAAAUCACCAGCCUGACCCAGCAGCUGGAGCAGGCAUCCAUUGUGAAGAAAAGGAGCGAGGAUGACCUCAGGCAGCAGAGGGAUGUGCUGGAUGGCCACCUGAGGGAGAAGCAGAGGACUCAGGAGGAACUGCGGAGGCUCUCCUUGGAGGUGGAGGCCCUCAGAAGGCAGCUGGUGCAGGAACAAGAAAAUGCCAAGCAGGCUCACUUGAGGAAUGAGCAUUUCCAGAAGGCCAUAGAAGAUAAAAGCAGAAGCCUCAAUGAAAGCAAAAUUGAGAUCGAAAGGCUGCAGUCUCUCACAGAGAACCUGACCAAGGAGCACUUGAUGUUGGAGGAAGAACUGCGUAACUUGAGGCUGGAAUAUGAUGACCUGCGAAGGGGCCGAAGUGAGGCGGACAGUGAUAAAAACGCAACCAUCUCCGAGCUAAGGAGCCAGCUGACCAUCAGCAACAACCGAACCCUGGAACUGCAGGGCCUGAUUAAUGAUUUACAGAGAGAGAGGGAAAAUUUGAGACAGGAAAUUGAGAAAUUCCAAAAGCAGGCUUUAGAGGCAUCUAAUAGGAUUCAGGAAUCAAAGAGUCAGUGCACACAAGUGGUUCAGGAGAGAGAGAGCCUGCUGGUGAAGAUCAAAGUCCUGGAGCAGGACAAGGCCAGGCUGCAGAGGCUGGAGGACGAGCUGAACCGUGCGAAAGCAACUCUGGAGGCAGAAAGCCGGGUGAAGCAGCGCUUGGAGUGUGAGAAACAGCAGAUCCAGGAUGACCUGAACCAGUGGAAAACUCAGUACUCCCGCAAGGAGGAGGCCAUCAGGAAGAUAGAGUCAGAAAGAGAGAAGAGUGAGAGAGAGAAGAACAGUCUGAGGAGUGAGAUUGAGAGACUCCAAGCAGAAAUCAAGAGGAUUGAAGAGCGGUGCAGAAGAAAGCUAGAGGAUUCCACCAGGGAGACACAGUCCCAGCUGGAAACUGAACGCAGCCGGCUUCAGAGGGAGAUUGACAAACUUAGGCAGCGCCCGUAUGGGUCCCAUCGGGAGACUCAGACCGAGUAUGAGUGGACUGUUGAUUCCUCUAAGUUAGUGUUUGAUGGGCUGAGGAAGAAGGUGACGGCAAUGCAGCUCUAUGAGUGCCAGCUGAUUGACAAGGCAACCCUGGACAAGCUGUUGAAGGGGAAGAAGUCAGUGGAAGAGGUCGCUUCUGAAAUCCAGCCUUUCUUGCGGGGUGCAGGGGCUAUCGCUGGUGCUUCUGUGUCACCUAAGGAAAAGUACUCCUUGGUAGAGGCUAAGAGGAAGAAAUUCAUCACCCCAGAAUCCACAGUCAUGCUUCUGGAGGCCCAGGCAGCCACAGGUGGUAUCAUUGACCCCCAUCGGAAUGAGAAGCUCACAGUUGACAAUGCUAUAGCUCGGGACCUCAUCGACUUCGAUGACCGCCAGCAGAUCUACACGGCAGAGAAAGCAAUCACUGGGUUUGAUGACCCGUUUUCAGGCAAGACGGUAUCUGUUUCAGAAGCCAUCAAGAAGAAUUUGAUUGACAGAGAAACUGGAAUGCGUCUGCUGGAAGCCCAGCUGGCUUCAGGAGGGGUAGUAGACCCUGUCAACAGUGUCUUUUUGCCAAAAGACAUUGCCUUAGCCCGUGGGCUGAUUGAUAGAGAUUUGUAUCGGUCCUUGAAUGAUCCCCGAGAUAGUCAGAAGAACUUUGUGGAUCCAAUCACCAAAAAGAAGGUCAGCUACAUGCAGCUGAGGGAGCGGUGCAGAAUUGAACCCCACACUGGUCUGCUAUUGCUGUCGGUACAGAAGAGAAGCAUGUCCUUCCAAGGAAUCAGACAACCUGUGACGGUCACUGAGCUGGUUGAUUCUGGUAUAUUGAGACCAUCCACUGUAAAUGAACUGGAAUCGGGUCAGAUUUCUUACGAUGAGGUUGGUGAGAGAAUUAAGGACUUUCUUCAGGGUUCCAGUUGCAUAGCAGGCAUAUAUAAUGAGACCACUAAACAAAAGCUUGGCAUUUAUGAGGCCAUGAAAAUUGGCUUAGUUCGACCAGGUACUGCCCUGGAGCUGCUGGAAGCCCAAGCAGCUACUGGUUUUAUAGUGGAUCCUGUUAGCAACUUGAGGUUACCUGUGGAGGAAGCCUACAAGAGAGGUCUGGUGGGCAUCGAGUUCAAAGAGAAGCUCCUGUCUGCAGAAAGAGCUGUCACUGGUUACAAUGAUCCUGAAACCGGAAACAUCAUCUCUUUGUUCCAAGCGAUGAAUAAGGAACUCAUUGAAAAGGGCCAUGGCAUUCGCUUACUGGAGGCGCAGAUUGCAACUGGUGGGAUCAUUGACCCAAAGGAGAGCCAUCGUUUACCAGUUGACAUGGCCUAUAAGAGAGGCUACUUUAAUGAAGAGCUUAGUGAGAUUCUCUCAGAUCCAAGUGAUGAUACCAAAGGAUUUUUUGAUCCAAACACCGAAGAAAAUCUUACCUAUCUGCAACUAAAAGAAAGAUGCAUCAAAGAUGAAGAAACAGGGCUGUGUCUUCUGCCUCUGAAAGAAAAGAAGAAACAGGUGCAGACUUCACAAAAGAACACCCUCAGGAAGCGAAGAGUGGUCAUAGUUGACCCAGAAACCAACAAAGAGAUGUCUGUUCAGGAGGCCUACAAGAAGGGUCUCAUUGAUUAUGAAACCUUCAAAGAACUGUGUGAACAGGAAUGUGAGUGGGAAGAAAUAACCAUCACUGGGUCAGAUGGGUCCACCAGGGUGGUCCUGGUGGACAGGAAGACAGGCAGUCAGUAUGACAUUCAAGAUGCCAUUGACAAAGGUCUCAUUGACAGGAAGUUCUUUGAUCAGUACCGAUCUGGCAGCCUUAGCCUCACUCAGUUUGCUGACAUGAUCUGUCUGAAAAACGGUGUUGGCAAUGGCACUAGCAUGACUGGUGGUAUCAACGAUGAUGUUUUUAGCAGCUCCCGACAUGAGUCAGUAAGUAAGAUUUCCACCAUAUCCAGUGUCAGAAAUUUAACCAUUAGGAGCAGCUCUUUGUCUGAUCCCCUGGAGGAGUCAAGCCCCAUUGCAGCCAUCUUCGACACAGAAAACCUGGAGAAAAUCUCUAUUACAGAAGGUAUAGAGAGGGGCAUUGUGGAUAGCAUCACUGGUCAGAGGCUUCUGGAAGCUCAGGCUUGCACAGGUGGCAUCAUCCAUCCUACUACUGGUCAGAAGCUGUCACUGCAAGAUGCGGUCUCCCAGGGUCUCAUUGAUCAAGACAUGGCCACCAGGCUGAAGCCUGCCCAGAAAGCCUUCAUGGGCUUUGAAGGUGUGAAAGGAAAGAAAAAGAUGUCGGCAGCAGAGGCAGUGAAAGAAAAAUGGCUCCCGUAUGAGGCAGGCCAGCGCUUCCUGGAGUUCCAGUUCCUCACAGGAGGCCUUGUUGACCCCGAAGUGCAUGGGAGGAUAAGUACGGAAGAAGCCAUCAGGAAAGGCUUCAUCGAUGGCCGUGCAGCUCAGAGGCUACAAGACAUCAGCAGCUAUGCAAAAAUCCUCACCUGCCCCAAAACCAAAUUAAAAAUCUCCUACAAGGAUGCCAUGAAUCGUUCCAUGGUGGAAGAUAUCACCGGGCUGCGCCUUCUGGAAGCUGCCUCUGUGUCCUCCAAGGGCUUGCCUAGUCCUUAUAACAUGUCCGCUCCAGGCUCCCGCUCCGGUUCACGUUCUGGAUCUCGCUCGGGCUCCCGCUCUGGUUCCCGCAGUGGGUCUCGGAGAGGAAGCUUUGAUGCUACAGGGAAUUCUUCCUAUUCCUAUUCUUACUCAUUUAGCAGCAGCUCGAUUGGUCAUUAGUAGGCAGUUAGAAGUGGGAACUAUACCUUAGAGUCAUUUAUAUGAAUUUCUACUUUAUUUUAAAUAACAAGGAAAGAAAACCUGGUGCUUGCAGUAUAACAGUAGAACUUUCUAUAUUAAAAUAAGAUAGCUGUAGUCAAAAUCCAAUAGUGAAGGCUCUCUGGCUUUGUAACUCUCAGCUCAUCUUAACUCAUGUAAUACACUUCGAUAUAUGUACAUGAAGUGAUAAUCACCUGUAAGGAUAGCACAAAUUGAAUUUAGAAUUAUUUCUUUUCCUCUGUGUUUUGGUUUUUGAUCUUCCUGAAUGUGUUUUUUUGGGGGGGGGGGGCUACAAUGCCAAUUUCUAUUUUUCUAUUCUUGGAGACAGAAAUUAAGCUGAUCUCUGGGGUUUUAGCCAUCAUCCUAUUUCUCUUUUAAAUAUUUCCAUUUUCUAUAUUAGGAGAAAAUUACCCUCCUCCCUACCCCAAGCAUUCUGGCCUGUGUUUCCCUUAGUUUAAGAACAUAGAUUGUAUUACCCAUAUACUCUUUAAUGCACUUGUUUGGUUUGGUAUUGAUUUGACUAUGCCCACAAUAGCAGUAUUCUUUGCUUUUCUUUAGUCAAAGUUUUCUGUUUAUUUGGCUUGUCAUUUUCUAUGUACUUUAAAAAGGUGUUUCUAUGAAGUUUGCUGUUCUGGCAAUAAAGUUUUAAACUUUGGAA
This is a messenger RNA of Nannospalax galili (Upper Galilee mountains blind mole rat), 9437 nucleotides long. RefSeq names its product desmoplakin (gene Dsp). Gene Ontology annotation, biological process: skin development; cell-cell adhesion; wound healing. The record is from RefSeq and is a predicted model, not a curated record. Gene Ontology annotation, cellular component: cytoplasm; intercalated disc; plasma membrane. The transcript is spliced from 24 exons. NCBI's taxonomy places the organism in Eukaryota, Metazoa, Chordata, Mammalia, Rodentia, Spalacidae. Gene Ontology annotation, molecular function: structural molecule activity; protein binding. Bases 104 to 8740 code for a protein of 2878 amino acids.